GGCAGGCGGCCGGAGCUGGGUGCUGGGCUCCUACCCGGGCACUCCGGGUUCGGGCGCGGUCGUCUUUAUGUGGCUCUUUCUUGGCACUUUGUGCACAGCUCCUGCCAGUGCCAUCCAAGUGACUGUGUCAGACCCCUACCACGUGGUGAUCCUCUUCCAGCCCGUGACCCUGCCCUGCACCUACCAGUUGACCACGACCCCCACAGCACCCAUCGUGAUCUGGAAGUACAAGUCUUUCUGCCGGGACCGCAUCGCUGAUGCCUUUUCUCCAGCCAGUGUUGACAACCAGCUCAAUGCCCAGCUGGCAGCUGGUAACCCGGGCUACAACCCCUAUGUGGAGUGUCAGGACAGUGUGCGCACUGUCAGGGUUGUAGCCACUAAGCAGGGCAAUGCUGUGACCCUGGGCGACUACUACCAGGGCCGGAGGAUCACCAUAACAGGAAAUGCUGACCUGACCUUUGACCAGACGGCUUGGGGGGACAGUGGUGUGUAUUACUGCUCUGUGGUCUCGGCCCAGGACCUCCAGGGGAACAACGAGGCCUACGCAGAGCUCAUCGUCCUGGGCAGGACCUCGGGGGUGGCUGAGCUCUUACCUGGUUUUCAGGCGGGGCCCAUGGAAGACUGGCUGUUCGUGGUUGUUGUCUGCCUAGCUGUCUUCCUUGUCUUCCUCCUCCUGGGCAUCUGCUGGUGUCAGUGCUGCCCGCACACCUGCUGCUGUUACGUCCGGUGCCCCUGCUGCCCAGACAAGUGCUGCUGCCCAGAGGCUUUGUAUGCUGCUGGCAAAGCAGCCACCUCAGGCGUCCCGAGCAUCUACGCCCCUAGCACCUAUGCUUACCUUUCUCCUGCCAAGACCCCACCCCCGGCAACCAUGAUUCCUAUGGGCACCGUUUACAAUGGAUACUCUGGAGACUUUGACAAGAACAGCUCAGUAGGUGGCUGUAGCUCCCAGGUACCCCUGCUUCGUGAUGCAGACAGCAGUGUGACCUCUGAAGUCCGUAGUGGCUACAGAAUUCAGGCCAGCCAGCAGGAUGACUCUAUGCGAGUCCUGUACUACAUGGAGAAAGAACUGGCCAACUUUGACCCUUCUCGACCUGGCCCCCCCAACAGCCGUGUAGAGAGGGCCAUGAGUGAAGUCACCUCCCUCCAUGAAGACGACUGGAGAUCGCGGCCUUCCCGCGGCCCUGCCCUCACCCCAAUCCUGGAUGAGGAAUGGGGUCGCCACUCCCCUCGGAGUCCAAGGAGGUGGGAGCAAGAGCCCCUCACAGAACGGCCCAGGAGUGGCUGGGGGGCCGGGCGUCCCCGGGCUCGCUCUGUGGAUGCUCUGGAUGACCUCACGCGGCCAGGCUCUGCUGAAUCAGGGAGGAGGUCUCCCCCAAAUAGUGGGAAGAGAGGCCGAGCUUAUGCGCACCCCCGAAGCCGCAGCCGUGAUGACCUCUACGACCAAGAGGACCCAAGGGGCUUUCCACACUCCCAGGAACCCCACUUCGAUGACUUCAGGUCUAGAGACCGCCCUGGUGCUGACCCUAGGAACCGCUCCCACCGCGCUCGGGAUGCUCGGAACGAGAGGUCCAGGGACCCGGACCCCCAAUAUGAUGGUCGGCUUCUGGAAGAGGCCUUGAGGAGAAAGGGGCCAGCGGAGAGGAGACCUUACCGGGAGGAAGAGGACGCCUACUACCCCCCAGCGCCUCCCCCUUACUCUGAGACCGACUCCCAGGCCUCACGGGAGCGGAGGCUCAAGAAGAACUUGGCCCUGAGUCGGGAAAGUUUAGUCGUCUGAUCUCCUUUUGUAUGUAGUUUUGUACUUUUUUUUUUAAAAUUUGAGGAACUGUUGAUGUUCCUCUUCUAAUAAAAUAUAUAAUCACAAGGCCUAA
This is a messenger RNA of Myotis brandtii (Brandt's bat), 1871 nucleotides long. It is a transcript of the gene LSR, whose product is annotated as lipolysis stimulated lipoprotein receptor. The transcript is spliced from 10 exons. Gene Ontology annotation, cellular component: plasma membrane; tricellular tight junction. Lineage: Eukaryota; Metazoa; Chordata; Mammalia; Chiroptera; Vespertilionidae. The record is from RefSeq and is a predicted model, not a curated record. Bases 68 to 1777 code for a protein of 569 amino acids. Gene Ontology annotation, biological process: tricellular tight junction assembly; establishment of blood-brain barrier.